Messenger RNA from Amblyraja radiata (thorny skate), 1835 nucleotides. Its product is annotated as ankyrin repeat domain-containing protein 33B. The record is from RefSeq and is a predicted model, not a curated record. The coding region runs from base 273 to 1424 and encodes 383 amino acids. Gene Ontology annotation, molecular function: protein binding. The transcript has 4 exons. Lineage: Eukaryota; Metazoa; Chordata; Chondrichthyes; Rajiformes; Rajidae.
AUGCCCCGCACCCCAGCUGUGACCCCGACCCCCGGCAACUCCAGCUGCCCGAGGAGCCGUGGGAGGAAGAUCCCGGCUCCGACAGCCAGGACGAGCACGACACAUACAGCGUCCUGUCGGACGAUUCAUUCUACCCUCCGGAUCUGCUCUCCCUGAGCAGCGAGACCAGGGGUGAGAGCGAGGAAGCGCUCACCCUCUACCGGGCUUGUUCCACCAGCAACGCCAUCGGACUCAAGGAGCUGCUGUGCAGGGAUCUGGGCGAGCAGGAGGUGAUGGAGAGGGACAGGAAUGGCAGGACUGGGCUGAUGGUGGCUUGUUACCAGGGAUUCAUGGAUAUUGUGUUCAUCUUGGCCCAGUGCCCACACCUUGAUGUCAACUGGCAAGACAAGGAAGGAAACACAGCUCUGACCAUCGCUGCACAAGCCGGGCACAUCACGAUCACAAAUUAUUUGCUGAACUAUUAUCCUGGAAUUGACAUUGAGAGGAGGAAUGUCCAUGGGUUCACUGCGUUGAUGAAAGCAGGAAUGCAAGGAAGAACAGGCUGUGUCAGAGCCCUGAUGCUGGCAGGUGCUGAUAUGAAUGCGACAGAUCCAGGGAAGGGGUUCACUCCACAACAAUGGGCACAGUUUACGGGGCGGUAUGAAACAAUCUUUCUCAUGCACAAGCUCCUGGCCCAGCCCUGCCCUGUCCAAUUCAGUGACAACUAUAAACCUGAGUGGCCAAGACUGAAGGAACUUGUAGCCAAAGCCAACGAGCCCAGGAACUGUUUGGAGAAAAUCUGCGAAACACUCAGGUCGGCUUUGACCAUCAACUUUCCUCGCGAUCCAGAGGUGGAUGGACCACUUGACCACAUGGUGAGGAUGACUACGGCCAUCACCAGCCCCUUUGUAGCGACUGGUUGCAGGACUGUCUGCCCAGGCAGCCCCCCUUGCGUGGGGAAGAAAAGGUACACAGUCCAGGAGAUACUGAAGUUGCAAGAGUCUCAGGGAACUAAACCACCGAACAAGGAUUAUGUUAAAUACCAAAAACUGUUUCAGAACUCUCAACUUGUCGUGGUCCCAAGAAAGGAGGAGAGGAGAGCGAGCCUGCAGCCGCUGAGGUCUCCCUCUGCUCAGUCCACAGUUGUCUCCUUGCGCAGGGGUAGUCUCAUGCCCUUGAGCAUGCUGCGGUGGAGCAGUGUCCAGCCGGGCAUCGUGGUGCCCAAGGUGCGGGUGUACAAAGCUCCCACUCCCACCUACAACCCGGAGAGGGUGCGCAGGAAGAGCAGCGGCAAGAGCAGCAACCUCCUGGAGCUGCCCGUGUGGAGGUACAAGGAGCUGAAGGACGAGCGGAAGAAAGCAGAGGAGGAGGAGAAGAGGAAAGCAAAAGAAGCGGAGAAAGAGAGAACACACAAACUAUCACUGAAGCGCAAGUCGUCGGGUUAAGAAAGCAGAUUGGUUAAAAUGGGAUCGGAGCAAAACCAUGAAAAAGCUGGAAUCUUGCAUAUUUCUCUGCCAAACGGGAAAUAUUAUGAACCGACAGUCCUGUGAGGUUUGUGUGGGCCUGAUCUUACUUGCAGAUUCACAGCAUUAGCAGUUGAAUGCAAUGGGUAGUUCAAAUGAUGGUGCAAGUUGUACCAUUUUAGUGCGACGGGACAUGGCUGAGCAUUCCCUGCUCACUUAGCAUGUCUGACCUUUAAUUAAUGCAAUCUACCCUAGUUCAAAAUGUCAGAGGCAGAAUAACUUGCGACUUUCUCAUGAAAAUAAUUUUGAACCUGCAUUUAUCUUUGAAGAGCAUUUUGUUUCUCUGUUAUAGAUCAUGUGGUUCUGUUUAAUAGGACGGGUGCCAAAACAUCG